UCAUAGCAUUUGUGGUGUGAUCCUGAUCAGGAUUGGAAUCAAUGGAUUGAAGCCAAUGUAUGGGUCAGCUAUACCACUGAUCAUGGUGCAGUUUAAUGGACAGUAUCAUACUCUUAUUGGCAUGAUCUAUGAGGUUCUGGAUAGAGAGAAGAGAAGAACUGUUGGUACUGCCUUGAAACAGCUUGAACAAAGAGGAUUCAACCAACUGAGCUUAACAGGAGCUAUGGAGACCAUUCACCUCAUCCAAAUUUGUAUGGAGAACAAGGAAAACAUGUCAGGAAGUUUCUGGAUUGGGUUAUAUUUGGAUCUAGGCGAAAUAGGGCUUUUUCGGUCCAAAAAGAGAGUUGCAGCCAGAAUCUUGAUCCACUUGCUUUCUAGCUGGCCUAACAGGACGUGGAGGAUCUAAAGUUCAUUAGGAGACACUCCAAAUCAAGUUCAAGUCGUGGCCCAUCAUAAACCAAAGAAGAACCAGCUUGUUGGUUUGAUUUAAUUGCAAUGUAAUGGGUUUAGUUUAUUGGGCUUUCAUUUAAUUUAAACCAAAGACAAUUAGGAAUUUGAGUAAACCAGAUUUGGGUAGAUUAGUAUUUAAAAUAAACCAAUUUCGAAUUGGAUUAGGAGAUUAAACCAUCUUGGUUUAAAUUUAGGGUUUUCAGUUUUAUUCUUUUAACAUAUGUAGCCACGUUUUGGGAUGGAGAUCAUCAAUCGACAUUUUUUUCAACUUCUUUGUUUUGAGUUUUCUCUCAAUUCUGCUGGUGUGUAAUAUCCAGCUUGGGUUCUCUGAUUUGGUGUGCCAUAUCCAGAUCAGAAGCCUUGGAGUAUCAGGAGACGAGCCAUCUCUCUUGUGUCCCACAUCAAUCCACAAACCUUGAUACAGAUCGAGUCUUUGAUUCUCUGUUUGCAAGGAUUAUCUCUGUGAUCCAUCCUAGACACUAAGCAGGGUGAUCCUGUGUCUGUGGAGCAGAAAAAAACAUCUUUAUAGCAUCCCAUAGCUCUAAGGAAAAGACCAUAUCCAUCACCUUUCAUCCACCCACGCCCCCUUCAAGUGAUCCAGGGAGAGACAGCCAUUCCAGGGCUGCACCAAGAAAUGGUAUGAUAAAAACUAUUUGCAGAGAGAAUGAAGGAGAGUCAGGAGGUAACACGUCCUUUAUCAGGUUCAUAACUGACCAGAACAAGCUGAGAAGAGAUAAACAGGAACUGGUGGUGGUUAAAGAGAAGCCAGAACUGGAGGAUGAGUAUGGGGACCAAACCACACGACCACCUGACCAGAAGGAUGUUAAACUGAGAGUACAUGGUCUCAUGUUCAUGACCAGGACGUGGAUAGGAUCAUCCUGGAGAGAAGCAUUCAACUGCAAACUCAACAAAGUGGAGAAAUCAUCUGCCUUAGAAGCCACAUGCAGUGAGGAAAGUUCCAAGAUGUUGCUGAGACAUGAAGAAGGACUGCAGAGCUUUGUGUUUCAUCCUGGAGAGACUAGAGAGGUGAUGAUAUAUCUCAUGGCCAGGUCAGGAACUUUGGAGUUAAAUUAUCAAGGUUCUGUCAUCCUACAGAGCUUGGAUUUGAGGACAAAUCCUUUUAAAGGAGGAGGGGAUGGUGUGAUCCUGAUCAGGAUUGGAAUCAAUGGAUUGAAGCCAAUGUAUGGGUCAGCUAUACCACUGAUCAUGGUGCAGUUUAAUGGACAGUAUCAUACUCUUAUUGGCAUGAUCUAUGAGGUUCUGGAUAGAGAGAAGAGAAGAACUGUUGGUACUGCCUUGAAACAGCUUGAACAAAGAGGAUUCAACCAACUGAGCUUAACAGGAGCUAUGGAGACCAUUCACCUCAUCCAAAUUUGUAUGGAGAACAAGGAAAACAUGUCAGGAAGUUUCUGGAUUGGGUUAUAUUUGGAUCUAGGCGAAAUAGGGCUUUUUCGGUCCAAAAAGAGAGUUGCAGCCAGAAUCUUGAUCCACUUGCUUUCUAGCUGGCCUAACAGGACGUGGAGGAUCUAAAGUUCAUUAGGAGACACUCCAAAUCAAGUUCAAGUCGUGGCCCAUCAUAAACCAAAGAAGAACCAGCUUGUUGGUUUGAUUUAAUUGCAAUGUAAUGGGUUUAGUUUAUUGGGCUUUCAUUUAAUUUAAACCAAAGACAAUUAGGAAUUUGAGUAAACCAGAUUUGGGUAGAUUAGUAUUUAAAAUAAACCAAUUUCGAAUUGGAUUAGGAGAUUAAACCAUCUUGGUUUAAAUUUAGGGUUUUCAGUUUUAUUCUUUUAACAUAUGUAGCCACGUUUUGGGAUGGAGAUCAUCAAUCGACAUUUUUUUCAACUUCUUUGUUUUGAGUUUUCUCUCAAUUCUGCUGGUGUGUAAUAUCCAGCUUGGGUUCUCUGAUUUGGUGUGCCAUAUCCAGAUCAGAAGCCUUGGAGUAUCAGGAGACGAGCCAUCUCUCUUGUGUCCCACAUCAAUCCACAAACCUUGAUACAGAUCGAGUCUUUGAUUCUCUGUUUGCAAGGAUUAUCUCUGUGAUCCAUCCUAGACACUAAGCAGGGUGAUCCUGUGUCUGUGGAGCAGAAAAAAACAUCUUUAUAGCAUCCCAUAGCUCUAAGGAAAAGACCAUAUCCAUCACCUUUCAUCCACCCACGCCCCCUUCAAGUGAUCCAGGGAGAGACAGCCAUUCCAGGGCUGCACCAAUUUGUAUCCCUUCUGUGAAGUAGAAUACCCAAUCAUCAUAGCCUUGGUGCUUUUUGCUUCUAGUUUGUUUC
Brassica rapa (field mustard) is the source of this 2726-nucleotide messenger RNA. RefSeq lists its product as uncharacterized. The record is from RefSeq and is a predicted model, not a curated record. Lineage: Eukaryota; Viridiplantae; Streptophyta; Magnoliopsida; Brassicales; Brassicaceae.